Messenger RNA from Cyclocybe aegerita, 879 nucleotides. NCBI's taxonomy places the organism in Eukaryota, Fungi, Basidiomycota, Agaricomycetes, Agaricales, Hemipholiotaceae. The record is from the annotation of a GenBank genome assembly.
AUGAAGGUUGCAAUUUUGGGACCGCUCGGUACAUAUACACAUGAGGCAGCAUUUCAGGUUUUCGGCUCUCGUGCUACGUACGAGCAACGAAAAUCUGUUGCAGAUGUCUUUAUGACGCUGUCUUCUCAGGUUCCUCUCGCAGUCGUCCCUCAAGAGAAUUCAAUUUUCGGGAACGUUGUUGAAACAUACGAUCUUCUCAGAGCUGCUGACCCGACUUUCAUACGUGGCGAAAUAACCCUCAAAGUUGUGCAUUGCCUCCUUGUAAGAAAAGGGGUAAAGUUGCAUCAAAUCAAGCGCAUUAUGAGCCAUGAACAGGCACUAGGACAAUGCCGCAGCUUCAUAGCUGAGAAAUUGCCCUCAGCAUACACCAUAAAAACAUCUUCUACCGCUACUGCUGCGCAGGCAUUGUUAGACAAUCCUCUUGAUUGUGCUGCCAUUUGUUCCAGCAUCUGUGCUACUUUGUUUGAUGGACUCGAGAUUCUUUUCUCUGGAAUCCAGAACGAGCAAUCAAAUUUCACGCGGUUCUACAUUACCGCGUACACGCGAUCUUUCGACUUACCACCCUUUCUUACUAGUAGAUGCGAGAGAAAAGCUCUUGUUCGCCUUUCCGCUCCGUCACCGUCCUUUCCAGACAUUGACGCUUGCAGUUAUGACAUUACGAAGUAUUUGAAACUCCUAGACCUUUUCGCCGCUCGCGUUGAUCGUCGACCUUCACUGGAGCCAAAGCCGUUCCACAACGUUUACUUCGUGGAGGUGCAGGGUACUCUUUGCGAUGCUCGAGAUGCGGCUACUCUGGAAGCCUGGACCUCAGAAGUCGAGAAAGCAAUAACCAGGGUAAAACACGCUGGAGGGUUAAUUGAUUUAGUAGGACUGUGGUAG